AUGGAAAUGAAAAAGUCAAGCAUAUACAGACUGAUGACAGUAAAAUAUGAAAGCCAAGUCUGUACAACACGCCAACAAAUGCUUAUGAGAAUUGCGCUGCGUAAUCCUCUUUACAGCAUUAUGAACAGCAAUCGUCUAUUUGAGCUUUUAAAUAGGGCAGCUAAUUUGCUUCACCUAUCGUACAUAGAAAUCUGUCAACUGGCAAUUCUCUUAGAAUCGUGCAAAUUUUCAUUCAGCUUUACAUGUGAAGAGUUUCUUGUUUUUUUGUCAUAUAUCGUGAAAGCCAAUUUUACGACAAAAAUUGGGGUCUAUGAACAGAAACUCGCAAAAACGUUUAAAUCAUUCCAUCUAAAAUACUUAAACUUCAUUAAUCUAAAUCCAUCACUCAAAGCAUCCAGCACUUACGAUGUCAUAAAGAAGUUCAAAGAACUUGCAGAAGGUCCGGUUGUUAGUAACUCCCACCCUCAUUGAGCUAUUAAAGCUUUUGCUUGAUUAUUUUUAAGGCGCAAUUAAAAAAUUUUCAUAUAAUUAAUUAUAUAUCCAAGCCUCAUAAAUAGAUUUUUAAAUAAUUUUUAGGGAUUGAGUAAGCAAACUGCAGAUGAGCUAGAGAAUAAUCUAGAAAUCAUAAUGAUUACUGGUUAUAAAAGAAAGCACUCAUCAUUUGGUGAAGGAGACGAAUAUGCAAUAAGUGAGCAGCUCAAAAAAGUCAAAAAUGAAUUCUUCAUGGGCGAAGAACUGGAAGAUUUAGAUUGUGAAUAA
This is a messenger RNA of Blepharisma stoltei, 759 nucleotides long. The record is from the annotation of a GenBank genome assembly. NCBI's taxonomy places the organism in Eukaryota, Ciliophora, Heterotrichea, Heterotrichida, Blepharismidae.